AUGUCAAGCCCAUUCACUGAAUCCAUUCCAAUGGAUCAAGAUUCUGAAAGCUCGGUUGUUGAAGAAGUAGUCAUGCCUACAGAAGGAGCUCAAUAUUCAAGAAGCUCAGUCUUUGAUCUAGAACAAAGCUCUGCCGAAAAGGAUUUAAUAAUUGGAAAGCAGGACAUUAGAAUCAGUGAGCUUGAAAAGGAGAACUUAAUUAAAGAUUCAAAAAUCUCAGAACUUCAGGGAAAUCUAGGUGGUCUAACUGCUUUAUUCUUUAACCUGAAACUGCGCCUAUUUCAAAAGUUUGGAGAUGAAUUUCAUCCUUUAAGCGCGGAAGGAGAAAAGAUCAAUGCUUCCAGUUCUGGCCCCGCCAAUCCAACUCCUCAAUCUUCAAGUGAAAGAGUUGCAAGACCUGCUCCGGAUGCCAAUCUUGAUACAUUCUUAUGA
Molecule: messenger RNA, 432 nt
Organism: Lactuca virosa
Lineage: Eukaryota; Viridiplantae; Streptophyta; Magnoliopsida; Asterales; Asteraceae
Source: the annotation of a GenBank genome assembly